AUGCUCAUCGGCACUGUGCGCAUCGGCACUGUGCGCAUCGGCACUGUGCGCAUCGGCACUGUACGCAUCGGCACUGUACGCAUCGGCACUGUGCGCAUCGGCACUGUGCGCAUCGGCACUGUGCGCAUCGGCACUGUGCGCAUCGGCACUGUGCGCAUCGGCACUGUGCGCAUCGGCACUGUACGCAUCGGCACUGUACGCAUCGGCACUGUACGCAUCGGCACUGUACGCAUCGGCACUGUGCGCAUCGGCACUGUGCGCAUCGGCACUGUGCGCAUCGGCACUGUACGCAUCGGCACUGUACGCAUCGGCACUGUACGCAUCGGCACUGUACGCAUCGGCACUGUACGCAUCGGCACUGUACGCAUCGGCACUGUGCGCAUCGGCACUGUGCGCAUCGGCACUGUGCGCAUCGGCACUGUGCGCAUCGGCACUGUACGCAUCGGCACUGUGCGCAUCGGCACUGUGCGCAUCGGCACUGUACGCAUCGGCACUGUACGCAUCGGCACUGUACGCAUCGGCACUGUGCGCAUCGGGGGAGAAAGUAAAGGGAGAAGGGGUUGGGAAAGUUAG
This is a messenger RNA of Closterium sp. Yama58-4, 573 nucleotides long. The record is from the annotation of a GenBank genome assembly. Lineage: Eukaryota; Viridiplantae; Streptophyta; Zygnematophyceae; Desmidiales; Closteriaceae.